CUGAUCGACUCAGCGCCACCAACCUCGACGCGGAAGCCAAUUCGAUGAAGAUGGCGAUAAGCGUUCUCCAAGUUGCUAAUCGGUCGCAUCGCCGCUUGAUGAAUUCGCCUCCACAAACAAACACCACCGAUGGAGCAGGGAGCCAAAAGAAAUCGAGUUCAUCCGCAAUGCCAAUCAUGGUGUCGAUUCUUGUAGUGGUCAUCGUCGGCGCUUUGAUCUACUGCAUAUAUUGCUGGAGGUGGAGAAGACGCAACGCUGUGAGAAGAGCUCAGAUCGAGAACCUAGGUCCCAUAUCAAGCUCAGACCUGUCCGUGAUCGAUCUUUCCACAAUAGAGGCAGCCACGGAUAACUUCUCCGAGGUCAAGAAACUCGGUGAAGGUGGAUUCGGCCCUGUAUACAGAGCGGUGCUCCGUGGAGGACAGGAAGUUGCUGUUAAGAGGCUGUCGACGAAAUCCAGGCAAGGUAAUGUGGAGUUCAAGAAUGAGGUGCAGCUGAUUGCGAAACUCCAGCACCGGAAUCUUGUGAGAUUGUUGGGUUGCUGCGUGGAGAGGGAUGAGAAGCUUCUCAUCUAUGAAUACCUUCCCAAUAGGAGUCUGGACGCCUUCCUAUUUGAUCCGAGCAGGAGGUCUCAGUUGGACUGGCGGAGGCGAUACGUCAUCGUUGUGGGAGUGGCGAGGGGGCUUCUCUACCUCCACGAGGACUCCAUGCUCAGGGUCAUUCACAGGGACCUGAAAGCCAGCAAUGUUUUGCUGGACAACAGGAUGAACCCCAAGAUAUCGGACUUCGGCAUGGCAAAGAUCUUCGAGGGAGAAGACCACGAAGUCAACACGGGCAAAGUCGUGGGAACCUAUGGCUAUGUGGCUCCGGAGUACGCGAUGCAAGGUACGUUCUCUGUGAAGUCCGACGUCUUCAGCUUUGGGGUUCUCCUGCUAGAGAUUCUGAGCGGGGAGAGGAACGGGGGAUCACACGUUCAGCGACAUGGCCAGACACUCCUCAGACAUGCAUGGGAGCUGUGGGACGAUGACAGAGCCUCGGAGUUCAUGGAUCCAUCGCUGGGAGACUGCUACCCUACGAACGAAGCAAGCCGCUGCUUCCACGUCGGGUUGCUGUGCGUGCAGGAGAACCCGGAAGACCGACCCACCAUCUCGUCGGUGCUGGUGAUGUUGAAGAGCGAACAGAUGCCGCUGCCGCCGCCGAAUGAGCCGCCAUCCUUCACGAGGCUGAGGACGACUCCCGACUCCCGCAAGUCCUCCGCUGCAAGAUCUGAUUCACCCACAAUGCAUUCUCUGAAUCAGGUGACCGUCACGUCCAUCGAUCCACGGUAGCACCCGAUCCAUCGAUUCACGUGGGCGAACAUUUUGGCCGCAACUUUUGAGCGUCAUCGAAUCAGUUUGCACGAGUAAACAACAUGUUCGAUUGCAUGUAAUAGAUAGAUUCGCUGCACUUCGCAUUGGAUCUUAAAAGUGAUCUUGACACUGCACUCCCUUCUCGGUCGGUGGUCGAGCUUAAGCAGAUUAAUUCCAGGAAGUAGCUUGAUAAUAACACACUGCAAAAAGCAAAAAAAAAAGAGCUUGAUUAUUUAGCAUUUUGAAUUAAAGCAUAGCAUCACAUCUAUCCUCUUCUUUGAA
This is a messenger RNA of Musa acuminata AAA Group (dessert banana), 1628 nucleotides long. RefSeq names its product cysteine-rich receptor-like protein kinase 44. The record is from RefSeq and is a predicted model, not a curated record. NCBI's taxonomy places the organism in Eukaryota, Viridiplantae, Streptophyta, Magnoliopsida, Zingiberales, Musaceae. Gene Ontology annotation, molecular function: protein serine/threonine kinase activity; ATP binding. Bases 45 to 1325 code for a protein of 426 amino acids. Gene Ontology annotation, biological process: protein phosphorylation. Gene Ontology annotation, cellular component: plasma membrane. The transcript is spliced from 7 exons.